Messenger RNA from Lutra lutra (Eurasian river otter), 972 nucleotides. Its product is annotated as nascent polypeptide-associated complex subunit alpha, muscle-specific form-like. The coding region runs from base 1 to 972 and encodes 323 amino acids. The transcript has 5 exons. The record is from RefSeq and is a predicted model, not a curated record. Lineage: Eukaryota; Metazoa; Chordata; Mammalia; Carnivora; Mustelidae.
AUGGUGCCCCAGGCGUUCCCGCAGCGCGCGCCGCCACCUCCCGGGAAACUUUCUGGCGGGCAAGGCGGCUGCCACGUCCCCGGCCCGGCUCUGGGUCCCGCGUGCCGCUGCCCGCGCUCCGAGCCCCGCGCUCCCCGCCCGACGCCCCCUCGGCCAGCGCACACUCCCGGCCGGGCGGUGACGUGGCCGAGCGGCCACCGUGCCAGGCGAGCCAGGAAGCGCCGCCGCCCAAGAUCCCGCCUCCCGCCGGCCCAGCGCCUCGGGCCCGGGGCGGGGCGGCCGGGGCGAACCGGGGGGCUUCCGGCCGCGGCCUCUGCCACCCCCAUCCUCCCGCGGCCCCCGCAGUCUCCCGCGCGCCACCCUGAGCCAGCCACGGCGCCCCUGUCGCCCCUCAGUCCCCUCAUCUGCACCCCGGGCGACAGGUGUAUUCCUGAGACACCCAAGACCACUCUCUGGAGCUCGGGGCAGGCCCAGCGCCCUGAGCUCCGAGUCGUGCGCGGCGCGCCAGGGCCGCCGCGAGGUUCCCAUGGCAACCGCAAGCGUCUCCCGAGUGACGAGGCGUCAGCGAAGACCCGGAGCCCGGAUUACAGAACCGGAGCCACGGAGCGACCGGCUCGCGGCGUGGGCCCUGAGGCCACAAACUGCUGGGUGAAUACACCCCUGGGAUUCACUCUCAGCUUUCCAGGUGGGAAGCUGGACCGCUUGGCUACUCCCCGAUACCACGGAGGGCAUGGGGGCAGUGGCAGCGAGGGCUGGUGGAUGAACCUGGGGCCAGGGCUCGUGUGCCACCCCCCCCCCGGAGUCCUCCCCUCCCCACAGCAGGAGCAGCAGCGGGAAAGGUUGGCGGAGGGGGCCUAUUUUGGGAGCGUCUCCUUAGCAACAGCUGCCGCGGCCGUCUGCGGCGGUUUUUCUAUAGUCCUCAGGGCCCUCUGUACAGGCCGUCAAGGCCUCUAUGGGACCAAGGAGGCCUGA